Trypanosoma rangeli is the source of this 2151-nucleotide messenger RNA. Its product is annotated as putative AGP2beta-2. The transcript has a single exon. Bases 1 to 2151 code for a protein of 716 amino acids. The record is from RefSeq and is a predicted model, not a curated record. Lineage: Eukaryota; Euglenozoa; Kinetoplastea; Trypanosomatida; Trypanosomatidae.
AUGCAGCGUAAAGUUACGCGGGAUGUGCGCAUCGUUUUUUUCUUGUCGAUCGAUAUGGUGGCUGGGUGUGCGGCAGGGAGGACCUACGUGCUUCAUGUUAAACGCGGAGACAAGAUCCAUACAUCAUCCCCUCCGCUCACCGCAGACGAGGGAGGAAAGUUGCAUGUGAACCUCUUUCGCACCUUUACUUCAACGCUGCAACGACAGAACGACCAGAAGUACAAGAAGAAGGAGCUCAAGUUUCGCGUUGAGGAGGUGCGUUCCAAGACGGUGAAAACGUUUUCCUAUGACUUGAGCAAGAACAUUGUGGAUGAAUCGUUUCCUGAAAGGAAGGUGGUUAUCAGGGAAAGCAACGGUACAGUCGAGCUGUAUUUAAGACUGAGGGGAACGGCAGAGUGUCUGCAUUAUCAGCAACAAAGCGUUCAGACCGGCCCCACCGUGUCGUUCACCUCGUAUAUGCGUGGAACAAGCAGUGCAUCUUCACUGGUUCCCUGGGAAAUCCCCAGUGUAUACGACGCCACCCCAACUUCCUCCAUUGCUGUCGAUGACUACGUUAGUGUCAUUGAUAGCCUGACUGAGGCGGCGAGCGAAAAAAGGGGUGAUGAGCUCCAUUCUGAGACCCAGGAAACGGAGGCGGGCGAUGAAACCAAUACUGGAAGCCUUGACAAGGACUUGGCACGCCCGAAGAGUGUGUUUCAAACGUUAAUGACAUCUCCGAAACGAUCGACAGUGGACACGUUAAAUGAAAUCCGCAACAAAAAUUCCCAAGGGCCUGGUUUUACCCGGGGUCCGGCUGUGGUGGAUUCAACAAGAAAGGAAACACCGCCUCCUCCCAAGGUGCCUUCGAAGCGGAUAAUGGUGGAUCUGAAGGAGGACCCUGUCCAUAGAGUUAUUAAACAAAUUUGUGCUGCUCUUAGGCAGAGUAAAGACACCGAUAAGGAGUCUCAGAAGGUGCGACAUGCCCCGAAAGAAGCUCAGUUGACUCUGAAUUUUUAUGUACAACAGACGGGUGAAACACUAGAGCGGUUUGUGAUUGGUUUUUUGGCUCAUGUUCUUCUUGAAGUGUGUGAAGAGACGCGCCACAUUGGCAGUUGGCUCAAUCUUUUGACGCACGUUAUCUACGGAUCUCUUCUGCACGCCAGCCAUCCAUGUAAUGUGUCUGAUGUUGAAAGGAUGACGCUACGCAUUUCCGAAUUGAGAGGUUUGGAUGUCAAUACUUUUAUGACACGAGCAAAAACCAUCGUGCGACAACUUGCGGGAGGUUCAAAUGCCUCUACUGGAAUUGAACUAUUUUGGCUUGCUGGGUUGGAUUACUGUGCCAAAACGCUCGCCUUGCUUUCUGUGCAUCAUGUUCAACGGUUCAUUGACAAUUUUUCAACGCUCUCUCCAAGUUUUGAGGGAGGUCGUAUUUUUAUGGAGGACGACUUGAUUUCAGCAACAGAGAUACUGUGCUCCCACUUCCAUCUGCUUUUGUGCAAUUUACUUUCUCAGACAAAUGAGUAUGUAGUGUCUGAUAUUCGUGCCGCGCCCCCACUCUACAGAAUAAUUUUGGCGGAAAUUAUGUCGAAGUUGUUUAGUGACCUGAUAACUGUGAUUGUUGAGUACAUGUGCAAACUGGAACAUCUGAACACCAAUGGUACGUUUCAUGUUGCGUUGAAGAUUUUAAAGCUGAUUAUCUCCUGGGCAAAGGGACACUUUUUGCUUUCUGUGGUGUCUCCCGUUUUGGUGUCGCUAGUUGUGUACUGUGACUCUGUUUUGUUUCCGCAGGAGUUGCUGCGAAACCGCGACUACCGUUUGUACGUGGAUGGUUUUCUUCCUUUGUUUGCGGCAAACAACAGUGUGGCUAGUCACCGUUCUCCAUGGAGCUUUUCACCAGCCCUGUCGAGUACUAUGAGCGGCUCUGUUGCUGUUUCUGUUCUUGCUGUGCUGACGGAGUUUACCGCGGGAGGAUGCAGAAAGACACCUGAAGCUGAGAGGAGCCUUUGGAUGCUGGUUGAGAUUCUUGACGGUGACAAGGACGCUGCAGAGCAGGUCCUCUCAGCGGAGGAGUUGUUUCCUGCGACGGCGUUCAAUGGCACACGGUACAGCCUUUCUGACCCGGGUCUUAUUCUACCACUGUUGGCCCAUACGGUGAAGGCCUCUUCCAUGUAA